Molecule: messenger RNA, 3684 nt
Organism: Priapulus caudatus
Lineage: Eukaryota; Metazoa; Priapulida; Priapulimorpha; Priapulimorphida; Priapulidae
Product: probable splicing factor, arginine/serine-rich 7
Exons: 15
Coding region: 274-2592 (772 amino acids)
Cellular component (GO): nucleoplasm
Molecular function (GO): RNA binding
Source: RefSeq, a predicted model, not a curated record
GAUAGUUCAGCGUAUGCCAGCGUUUUAGAGAAAUUUUGAUACGUCGACUAAAUAGUCAAGGUGUGACAGCUAGCCUGACACUGACAGGGCCAUUACGUGUGAUCUGUUUGAUGCUCUCAGAUAUAGAAUGUGUUUGCCAACAGUUACAACGGCAGAAGAAGAAGAAUGACCAAAUACUUAUUCAUCUGGAAUUUUACUUCAUUAGCAAAUGAAAAGUCAUCCCAUUGAAAUAGUGUUUAGGGAAACGCUGACAGCGUGAAAUCACUGGGAAGGAUGACAGCAGUGGAGGAUGAAACAGAGAUUAUGGAACCUGAGACGCACGUUGUCCAGGUCACAAAUGUUGCACCUCCUGUCACUCUUGACCAAAUACAGACACUCUUCGGCUACUUGGGAAAGACAGAAGAAAUAAAGAUGUACCCUCUAUAUGAUACCGGGCAAGGAAAUCCAAAGAUCUGCUUCAUAAAAUACAAAGACAAGCCUUCCGUCGGAAUAGCACAGCAUUUGACAAAUGUUGUCUUUAUCGAUAGAGCUCUCAUUGUCAUGAGGUUUAUUGAAGAUAGAAUUCCAGAGGAAGUAGAAGCAAUGAAGAUAUUGACCACUGCUCCUAAUGCGGGAGUUCCGCUGCUCAAUGCCGGUGUCGCAAAAUGGCCAGCAAAUGUUGUCAAUCAGGUUCAGGGUAUUGGACCAUCUCAGAUGAUCAUUACUCUCGACCCAAAGCUUAGUGCGCUUGAUUUGCCACCAUAUCCUCCUCUGCCAGCAACCAUAGAUGCUAGCAGGCUUGAAGAAAUAAGAAGAACGGUCUAUGUCGGAAAUUUAAGUCCAAUGAUAACAGGACAGCAGGUACUGAGCUACUUUAACCACGUGGGAGAGUUGAAGUAUGUACGAAUGGCAGGCAGUGAAGAUGGACUUGCGAAAUAUGCCUACGUAGAAUUCACAGACCAGGCAUCAGUUCCUAUCGCACUCCAAUAUAAUGGAGCCAUGUUGUUUGGCCACCAAAUAAAAGUAAAUCAUUCAACUCAGAAUGUUAAGAAACCAACGACUAAAUCAAAUGAGGCAGCCCAGCGUGAAAUUGAAGAAGCAUUGAAGAAGGUCAAGGAGGCUCAGUCUCUGAUAUCGGCUCAUAUAGAUCCGGCAAAUGUGUUUGCAGAUAAGGUCACUGAAAGUCGAUCUAGAUCGAAGAGUCGUCAUUCCCCUUCUCCUAGAAGGAAACACAGAUCACCCUCUAAAGGACAUCGUUCGAAAUCACGAAGUAAGCGCUCCAAGUCAAGGUCUCGCAGACGGUCCCAUUCACGCUCACGUGCCACAAGAAAGCGUUCACGCUCUAAGGAUAAGAGCCGACGACGUUCGCGAUCGCCAAAGCGGCGCCGGUCUAAAUCACGCAGUCGUAGCAGGGACCGUAAGAAGCCUCGCCGGUCACGGUCAAGGUCAAAAGGACGUGAUCGAAAAGACAGAGAUAAGGGCAGAGAUAAGGACAGGGACAAGAGAGAUGAGAAGAAAGAAGAUAAGCGCAGUGAAAAGAGGGAGGAUAAAAGAGAUGUGAAGCGAGAUGUGAAGCGAGAGGAAAAGAAAGAAGAGAAGCAAGAGGAGAAGCAAGAGAAGCUGAAGGUAGAGGAUGAAGUCGGAAAAACUGACGUCACUAGUGACUCGGCUGAAAAGGAUGAAGAGCAGGGUGCAGAGGUAGAGCCCGCUACUGCAGUGGAAAAGCCAACACCUCCAGAGGAAGAGAUUCCUACAGUAAAGAAGGAGGACGAGCCAAAAGAGAAAGAACCAGAAAAGGAAGUUGAGAAGCAUAAGGAUCGCUCCAGGUCACGGUCCCACUCGAGAAGCAAAGAAGUAAAAGACAAGCAUUCGUCUGAUGCAGAAGUUAAGUCACACAAAGUCUCCAAAAGGCACAAAUCCAGGUCUCCGUCGAAGAGCCGUAAGCGGUCGCGCACGCCGCGUCGUCGCUCCAGCCCUGUCAGGAGGCGCUCACGAUCGCGCACGCCACGGCGGGCACGACGCACACGCUCACGGACGCCUGUGCGCAAGAAGAGUCGCUCACGCACGCCUGUGCGCAAGAAGAGUCGCUCACGCACGCCUGUGCGCAAGAAGAGUCGCUCACGCACACCGCGUAAGCGCAGCCGCACAAAGUCGCCGAAGCGGCGCAGUCGAUCUCGGUCGCCACGGCGACGGCGCUCCAGGUCGCCGCGCAGACGUCGCAGCCGCACGCGUUCACCACCGCCGCGCCGCCGGUCCAGGACUCCCAGCCCGCGAAGAAGCAGAAAGAAACGGGACAGAGACCGCAGCAGGAGCCGGGAUAGGGUAUCAAGCAAAAAGAAGAGCAGGGACCAUGAUAAGGAAAAGGAGAAGGAAAAAGAACGAGAUAAGGAGAGUAACGAACAAGAAAAGAAGAAAGAUGUCAAAGUCACUCGCAAUUACGAUGAGGAGGAACAAGGCUACAAUUCUGCAACGGAAGGAGGCCAUCUCCCACCAGAAGGUCCUGCCCUGCCCCCAGAAGGACCAGCAUUGCCUCCCCUCCCUCCUGGAUCUCCACCUAUCACCCCAGCUGAUGCCAACCUACAGCAGAUAGACAUGGAUGUGGACUCUGACUAAGAUAUGUUAAAACUAGUUCAGAUCCAAAUAACUAUGUUGAUUCAGAUUUUUUCUCUUUGAUUUCACUUGAGGUGUCAGUGAUCUGCUACAUUACAUAGUGCGUGGAAUGUACAUGUUAUAUAGGUAGUACCUGCCCAUAUGCGAAAUGUUUGUCGCAAAGGAAAUGUUUGUGGGAAUCUUUUAUUUGUGAGACCAUACUACUAAAGUAAUAGAUCUGUUCUGAUCACAUGCUUGGAAGAAUGAUAUUUCUUAUUAUAAAGCACCUAGUAUAAAGUACCUGCCCAAUAUAAAUACUAUAUAAUGUAGAUUACAUACUAUAUAAGUGUGUGUCUGUGUGACAGCCCACUUGUGAUGUGCUCGGCGAAUAGUCAGAAUUGUUGAUAUGGAACACUGUCUACUAAUCAGGUAAAUGGAACCUGGGCAGUAUCCCUAUGUUAAAUUUACAGGUUCAUCACAAGUGCAAAUACACGGUGAAUUCCUGACUUGUGCACUUCAAAAUCAGUUUUAACUCAUAAUUGAAAUGUUGCGUGGGAUGUCGUCUUGUAUUUUUUUAAUAAAUAGUACAAAUAGCACAUAAAUGCAUUUAUGAACAGAAUGCAGAAUUAUGUAAGUAGUAACGUAGGAAUUUUCUUGGCUUAGCAUAUUCUAAGUACAUGGCUUUACGGCACGUCGGAUUGGGCGGUAAUACGUAUGUGGCUCAAGGUUAGGGCGGUGUGCUAUGUCACGGCAGGUGCUACCUCGAUAGACUCGCCUCUGCCGGUCUGUCUCAAAUCAUUCCUAUUGUUCAAGCAUUUCUUUGUUUGCCUUACGUAUCCGUAAAGUAAUUUGUAAUCACGUGAAUCUUUUGUCAAACUAUACAGUUAUCAUACACUCAUGAUGUUGUUACUGUAAGUAUAUCUGUCUGCCUGUUCGCUGUGAAACCGAUACGGGCGUAUUUGUAAAGGCUGCUCUUUCUAGAAUUCUGGUUCUUAAAGAUUGAAAUUAGUACACGCUUAUAGCCACAGCACUGCGUUUGCGUGAAAGUGAGAUUGCAUCUAGGAGAAGUAUGUCUGGAAUAAACCUUUAAUAAAAUCACAAACCAGUUUUCUCUUC